UUUCUGCCUUGGGCCUCUUUUGUCACAUAUUGCUCAUCUGUGAGUUGAAGCCCUGACUCCCUUCUCACUGAAGGAAAAGUCAUUUCUCUCUGAAGAUGAACUUCACGGGCCACCUUCAGGACGCUCCCAACGCCACCUUGCUCCAUGUGCCUCACUCCCAGGGAGGAAACAGCACUUCUCUCCCAGACGAAAUCCAGGAACUCAUCCACACAGCCACCUUGGCAACCUGUACUUUUCUACUCACCAUCAUCUUCUGCCUGGGCUCUUAUGGCAACUUCAUUGUCUUCUUGUCCUUCUUCGAUCCAGCCUUCAGGAAAUUCAGAACCAACUUUGAUUUCAUGAUUCUGAACCUGUCUUUCUGUGACCUCUUCAUUUGUGGAGUGACGGCCCCCAUGUUCACCUUUGUGUUAUUCUUCAGUUCAGCCAGUAGCAUACCGGAUGCUUUCUGCUUCACCUUCCAUCUCACCAGUUCAGGGUUCAUCAUCAUGUCCCUCAAGACAGUGGCAGUGAUUGCCCUGCACCGGCUCCACAUGGUGUUGGGGAAGCAGCCUAAUCGCACAGCCUCUCUUCCCUGCACCUUGCUCCUCACUCUGCUUCUCUGGGCCACAAGUUUCACCCUUGCCACCCUGGCCACCUUGAAAACCAGCAAGUCCCACCUCUGCCUUCCUAUGUCCAGUCUGAUUGCUGGAGAAGGGAAAGCCAUUCUGUCUCUCUAUGUGGUCGACUUUACCUUUUGUGUUGCUGUGGUGUCUGUCUCUUAUAUCAUGAUUGCUCAGACCCUGAGGAAAAAUGCUCAAGUCAGGAAGUGCCCCCCAGUAAUCACAGUUGAUGCUUCUAGACCACAGCCUUUCAUGGGGGGCCCUGUGAAGGGAGGGGGAGACCCUGUCCAGUGUACCAUGCCGGCUCUGUACAGGAACCAGAAUUACAACAAACUGCAGCAUGUUCAGACCCAUGGAUACACCAAGAGUCCCAACCAGCUGCCAACCCCUGCAGCCAGUCGGCUGCAGCUCGUGUCGGCUGUCAACCUCUCCACGGCUAAGGAUUCCAAAGCAGUGGUCACUUGUGUGAUCAUUGUGCUGUCAGUGCUGGUUUGCUGUCUUCCACUGGGGAUCUCCUUGGUACAGGUGGUCCUGUCCCGCCAUGGCAGCUUCAUCCUUUACCAGUUUGAACUGUUUGGAUUUACCCUCAUAUUUUUCAAGUCAGGGUUAAACCCUUUUAUAUAUUCACGGAACAGUGCAGGACUGCGGAGGAAAGUGCUCUGGUGUCUCCAAUACAUAGGCCUAGGUUUUUUCUGUUGCAAACAGAAGACUCGACUUCGUGCCAUGGGAAAAGGGAACCUUGAAGUCAACAGGAACAAAUCCUCCCAUCAUGAAACAAACUCUGCCUACAUGCUGUCGCCCAAGCCCCAGAAGAAAUUUGUAGACCAGGCUUGUGGCCCAAGUCAUUCCAAGGAAAGUGUGGUAAGUCCCAAAAUCUCUGCCGGACACCAACACUAUGGUCAGAGCAGCUCGACCCCCAUCAACACGCGGAUUGAGCCUUACUACAGCAUCUACAACAGCAGCCCUUCCCAGGAAGAGAGCGUCCCACAUAACCUACAGCCAGUAAACUCUUUUGGAUUUGCCAACUCAUAUAUUGCCAUGCAUUAUCACACCACUAAUGACUUAAUGCAAGAAUACGACAGCACUUCAGUCAAGCAGAUUCCAGUCCCCUCUGUUUAGAGUCAUGGAGGUCAGAGAAUCUUGUGUAAACUGUUUUAGUUUCUGAUACUAAUUGAUUUUCUUUUCACUUUUGUGAGACCAGUGGUAGAUUAAAACUUAAAAAUUCAGCUAAACAGUUGGCAGCUAAUUCUUUUGUCUGAAGUGUUCGCAUCUGUUGAUUUGCUUUGUGGUUUCUUGACAUUUUAAGAUUUGAUGUAAAAGUUUAUGAUUUAGAUUUUACCUUGACCUGUGCUUCAAUCUUUUGUACUGAACCUUUAUAUAGAUACCAAGAAUGCUUAUGCUACUAUGUUAGAAAAUAAACUGAUCUUGAUCAUUUGAAUCAGGGCUUGGGGUCUUCAAAGUUCUUAUGAGCUGGCUUUUGUACAGAAAGUAAAGAGAUGACCUUUACUGAGGUAUUACUUUUGUAAUGUUGAAUUACAAAUUUUGAUUCCUUGAAGUAGGGAAAUGGGGAACAGUACACUUUUUUGGUAGCAUGCUUAUUUAAAUAAAUACUAUGGUGUUAAAGCAGAAAAUCAGAAAUAUAUUACCUAUAACUAUCUUUACCAAAAAUAUACAGGCAAUAGGUACUUUCCUUUGAUAAGACAGUAAACCAAGAAUAUAGUAUUAAGCCUAUUACCAUUUCUUAUUAUAGAAAUUAAUUUGUGUCAGUUGAGGAACUCUAUACUUCUUUAUUUUAAAAAGAUGUUUUUGGUUGCCAAAAAUAAGUUAUUGUUUUUGGAAUGAUCUUACUCAAGGAUACCAGUGAAGAGAACUACAUCAGUAGUAGAGGGAUGCUACUACUGGGAGAGUAGACAUGAUCACAAUCUCAAUUGGGGUGUUGUGCUGUGAGAAGCGAUCUAGACUGUUGUUUUAUGUUAAAUGAUCUCUGUUUUUGCUCAAGAGGGCAUUAGGAUGUGAUUGACAGAGUAUUUUAAUUUAUAUUUUCCUUUUUGUGUGAGAAGGGUUUGUUGAUAUGACAGAGUAUCCAAAUACUUAUUUAGAAUUUUGUUUGUUUUUUUAUAUUACUGUGAUAGAAAAAGUCCUAAUCAUCCAUUUGCAACCUCAGUGUAUUAUUUUUCUCCCAUUCUGAAACUGGAGAUGGAUCAUAAGGAAAAACAUUAUUUCUAUAGCUAAACCUAAUUUUAUUAUAUAUUCUGUGGUUCCUAGCAUAAGAACUGUAAAGUCAUAUUUUUAUGUCAAAAUAUUUCCAUUAUAUAGUUAACAUUUGAACUUGCUACAGUUUUGGAACUGUAACCACUAGACACAAGAUGAGCAUUCAGAUACAAAAUUUAUCUUUUUUUUUUAUUUAAUAAAUUUUAUUUUUAUAUUUCCCGUACAAUUGCAACCCCCCCAUUCUGACCCCAAUCCCUCCCCCAAAAUUUAUCUUUAUAAAUUAUAUUCUAGAAUUGUUAGUGCAGAUUAGAAGGUAGUUUUUUCCUUUGAUGAAAGGCAUUCAAUUUAUAGCACCCUCCCCUGACUGUUCCCAAACACAGCGGUCAUGAGAGGCAAGGAGAAGACAGUAGCUGCUCAGCUAGGACUCGGCUAAGCUUCACCUAACAAUUCUUACCUUCCAGUAUCAGCCAGUCAUUUCUAUUUCUGAGAUCUAAGUAUGAGAUAUGGAUUUUAUUUUGUUUUUAAAUGCACCUUGUGGACACUCUCCUCUCUUCCUUCUCUCCGGUCUUCCUUUAUUUUUGCUAUUCAAUUUUAUAAGAGAAAAUAUCCACUCACUUUUUUUUGUAAUUGAAUGCUAUUUUUAGAAGUCAUUAUAAUCUAUUUCAAUCGUGCUUUUAUAUUUUUAAUACAACACUUCUCAUUUAUUAGUACUCCCACGAGGUAGGUUAAUAUAUUACCUCUUUUUAACAAAAGAUAAAGAAAUCUAAUAUCCUCUCCCAAGAUCAUUUGAAGAAUUAUGACAAAUUAGAAAUUAGACUUUUGUCUAAGUCUAAAACCUAACAUUUAUUCUAAUAAAACACACGACUUUAUGAUUAACAUUAUACAGGAAGAUAUUUCACACUUUGUAGGUAUGUGUCUAUUUUUUGGCCAGGAAUUUCAAAUGUGAUUAUAUAAAAUAUUUUUAAAAGUAAUUUCUACUUGUAAAAUUAAAAAUGACAGAUUUCCUGUGUGACUCAUCUUUGAGAGGUAAAAAUUAUAGCAUAAAGAAAACUCGGCAUGUGCAUAUGAGGUAUUCAGUAUUUUUAUGCUCAUUAAGUAAUUAUUGAUUUAACUUGCAUGAAAUACAUAAUGGGCUAGAUUCUUAGCCAACCUCCAAAUCUAUAUCUAUAUCUACAGACAUAGAUAACUUCUCUUUUCAUAAGGGCUAAAAUGAGAACAAAAAGUAAGGAGAAUUCAGUGAAUAUGACUAAUUAAUUAGCAGGGUACAUUAAUCAGUUCUCUUGAUGCUUUACUGUGAUGCAAAGUAUGUGAUGUAUUUCAAUCAUUUUAUAAUUGUUCUGAUGUUAACCAUUAGGCCAGAUUUGUAUUUCUGAUGCUUUUAAUGUUCUUUUAAAAUAAUGUUUGGAAAAUAAAAUAUUGAAAAUCCUAACACUUCCGAACAUCAGAAUGUAAAUAUGAUGACUUGUCUGUCCAUCAUUUGAAAUCAUCA
Messenger RNA from Talpa occidentalis (Iberian mole), 4299 nucleotides. RefSeq names its product G protein-coupled receptor 75 (gene GPR75). The record is from RefSeq and is a predicted model, not a curated record. Bases 96 to 1718 code for a protein of 540 amino acids. Lineage: Eukaryota; Metazoa; Chordata; Mammalia; Eulipotyphla; Talpidae. The transcript has a single exon. Gene Ontology annotation, cellular component: membrane. Gene Ontology annotation, molecular function: C-C chemokine receptor activity. Gene Ontology annotation, biological process: G protein-coupled receptor signaling pathway.